Molecule: messenger RNA, 534 nt
Organism: Oldenlandia corymbosa var. corymbosa
Lineage: Eukaryota; Viridiplantae; Streptophyta; Magnoliopsida; Gentianales; Rubiaceae
Source: the annotation of a GenBank genome assembly
AUGUUGGGGAGCUGGAGUAUCAAAGCAAAUGCACCUGAAGAUAAUUUAUGGGUGGCCAUUUCUGUACAACAUCCUGAGCUAGGUAAUUAUUUCACAGCUACGUUGCGAGUCAAAAGGACGUCUAUCCAGAUAGCCAGGGACCCAGCCUUGUUCUUCUGGUUAAUGCCUCACCGAGUUGCCAUUUGGAUAUAUUGGCACGUAAGUUUGUUAAGCUCCAGUUAUUGUGGCUAUGGUGGAAAGGAGUUUCCUUUAUCCAACAUCCAAGAUAUCAUAGUCCAAAUUAUAGAGAAGAAGCUUUAUUACGUGACAGUCAACUUCAAAACAAAAUGGCUUUUGGACGGAAUGAGGAUGGCCAUCUGCAAGCUGAAGGUAGUAGCUCCUCCAGUGUUGCUGAGAAGAGUCAAAAUCCUCGCUGUUGUGUUUGGAGAGAUGCCAAAUGGCCCUGGUGUUGAAGAUGAAUGUUUAUGGGUAGGCCAACUUGCAGAUUCUCGUUCGAGGGAUAUGAAAUGGCAGCUGAGCAGUAGUUGGACUUGA